UACCUCAAAUUUUAACAGCUAAGUCUAACAUAACAACUCAGCCAAAGAGGAGAGAGAAAGUUGAGUUGGAAGGAAGAAAGAACGAAGACGUCGGUUGAGAUUUUGUGCUCAUUUUAAUGGCAACCUUCGCUUCUUCUCCCGCCACUUUCUCUCUCCUCCCUUCACCGUCGCCGUCUUCACAACCACCGUCUCGUCUCUCUCUUCCUUUCUCUCUCCUCAAACUCACCUCUUCUUCUUCCAUACUUUCUAGAAGAUGUCGGAGAUUUGUUGUUGUUGCUGCUGCUUCGUCUUCUCCGUCUUCGUCGUCGUUCGAGGAGUUUGAUUCUGGUGAUAGUGCUAGGUCUAUGUCUCCAAAACUCUUGGAUCUGAUCCAAGACAUCGAACCACUAGAUAUUAGCCUCAUCCAGAAAGAUGUUCCUCCUACUACCAUUGAUGCUAUGAAAAGGACUAUUUCAGGCAUGCUAGGAUUGCUUCCUUCGAAUCAAUUUCAAAUUCUUGUUGAGGCUUUGUGGGAACCUCUCUCCAGAUUGCUGGUGUCUUCAAUGAUGACUGGAUAUACUUUAAGAAAUGCUGAGUAUAGGCUUUGUUUGGAGAAAAACCUUGAUAUUCAUGAUGAAAAUAAUGAGAGUCAAAUAUCAGAGGCCCUCAAUCUUGGUUUGCAGGAACUAUUACUUGACAGUGUUAGAAGAGUCCAAGUUGCCGAUGAAAGUGUGGUUUCUUCUAGUGGUGAGGAAAUUGCUGAAAAUCCAUCUGAAGAUCUCAGUAGCGAAGACAUUGGUGAAAUAACUCCGGAAAUUCAGUCCUACAUUCGUCACUUGCGUUCUCGGUUAUCUGCUACUAAGAAGGAGCUUAGAGAAGUCAAGAGGAAGAAUGCUGCUCUUCAGAUGCAACAAUUUGUGGGAGAGGAAAAGAAUGAGUUGUUGGAUUAUCUGCGCUCAUUGCAGCCUGAGAAGGUGGCAGAGUUGUCAGAACCAACCUCUGCUGAAGUCAAAGAAACAAUUCAUUCUGUUGUCCAUGGUCUCCUUGCAACAUUAUCUCCAAAGAUGCACUCAAAGGCCCCUCCUCUGUCAGAGAAGAAUGCUGCUGGAGCUUUAAAUGUUGAAAAUGAAGAUUGUGCGGAACUUAUUGAAAACACUUCGCUUAAUUUUCAGCCCAUAAUUUCACUGACCAGAGAUUAUCUUGCACGUCUUAUAUUCUGGUGCAUGCUGUUGGGACACUACGUUAGAGGUCUUGAAUACCGAACACAACUGACGGAACUACUUUCACUUUCACCAAACAAUGAAGAUAAUAGCCUUGAUAGGGAGUAAAUUACCUGAAAGCCUGGAAGGUCUUUCUAUUGUUGUUGUCAGUCAUCCCAAUGACGAUGAGGGAGAGCAUGCCUUGAUGAAAUGCACUGUCUAUAUGUAUUUCGGAAAAUGUACAGUGUGCAAAAAGGCACUAUUAAUGUUUCCUCAAUGAGGGUUGUAUCUUGUUUAUUAGUGUAUCAUGUAGUUGCUAAUGUGCCUCUUCGUUUGGCUUCUCUCGAGGCAAAGUAUUAUUAUGAAUACCAGCUUCACAGAAACAUCAGCAGGCAGUGUUUUACACUUGAUGAGAAAUUUUGUACUGAAUAUUAUACCGUUAAUGUAGCAGCUUACUGCUUGCACUUGUGAUUCAGUUGAUGAUUACAGGUUUUGCGUCA
Chenopodium quinoa (quinoa) is the source of this 1678-nucleotide messenger RNA. RefSeq lists its product as uncharacterized. The record is from RefSeq and is a predicted model, not a curated record. The coding region runs from base 117 to 1307 and encodes 396 amino acids. Lineage: Eukaryota; Viridiplantae; Streptophyta; Magnoliopsida; Caryophyllales; Amaranthaceae. The transcript has 6 exons.